Messenger RNA from Brassica oleracea var. oleracea, 1007 nucleotides. RefSeq names its product CRIB domain-containing protein RIC5-like. Bases 241 to 825 code for a protein of 194 amino acids. The record is from RefSeq and is a predicted model, not a curated record. The transcript has 5 exons. Lineage: Eukaryota; Viridiplantae; Streptophyta; Magnoliopsida; Brassicales; Brassicaceae.
AGAUUUUUAUUUUUUUUCAUUACGUUACCUAUCUCUUCUAUUCGCGACCCAUAACACAAUACGAACCAAGAAAAUAACAAAAGAAGUAGAGAAAAGCCUUUUGAUUUUCUCCUGAAACAUUUUGGAAAGAACAUAUCGUUUUACAAGUUGUAGCCAGGAGCGGAGUUACAGAUCUUCGAAAUCUAUAUGAUUCCGUUCCUUUGGUAAUAGGGUUUUAUCUUCUCCCAUAACAAUUUAGGUAUGCAUUUGCAAGUUGAAGCUGCCUCACCAAUGAAGGGUCUAUUAAAAGGAUUGAGGUACAUUGCUCGCAUCUUCGAGGAUGAUAAGGAACCAGAGAUGCAGAUUGGAAAACCGACCGAUGUGAAACAUGUUGCUCAUAUAGGAUGGGAAGGGCCCUCUGCUACGACCCCAAGCUGGAUGCAUGAUUAUAAGUCUCCGACGGCUGAGGCUAAAGGAAGUUCCAACAAGAAACCCAGGGAGAAGCAAAGGAACAAGGGGAGGCGUAAAGCAUCCACAGGCACAAAUAACUCACCUGCAGAGUCUCCAUCAAGGGUAGGAGGUUCAACAAGGCCAUCAAGACGUAGCACGGGUAAACAGAGAGAGCAGAGCACGGGUUCAGGGUCGGAGUCAGGUUCAGGGUUAGACUUACCUCAACAGAAUGAUCAGUCUGUGGGACAGAAACAGUCGAGGCAGAAGAAGUCAAAAGGAACAACAGGAGGAGGAGGAGGAUCGUCUAUUGGGCCUGCAAAGACAAAAGAAACAGAUAGGUCGGUUCGUGCGGUUAUUCCUUCUGUGGGAGGUCUUGAAAGUUCUACAGGAAGAUGAGAGAUGAGAAAAUGGGAGUUUUUUUCUUCAAGUUUAGACUAUAGUGGUGGUUUUGUUUUUCUUCUCAUAAUCUACCCACUUUUGUCUUUUCAGUCCAUCUUUUUGGAGAGGUCUUUGCAUAACAAGACCAGUUUUUUAUCAAACCGAUUUACGUCGAAAGAGAACUCAUUGGUGAUUAUGAA